CAAGUACAAAACAUUUAUUAAUCUGGACGUAAAACAUAUUUCACUUUCUGUAUUUCUUUUCAUUUCUACAAAACAACAAAAACACAAGAUUUUGCUCCGGUUCUAAUACAAGGGAACUGAAAGGGAACAGAAAGAAGAACACUUGUUUGUGCAGGCCUUUUACAUCGUUUGGAUAAACAGAUAGAUUAAUUACAGUUUGAUAUAGACAAUGUUUAUCCAACUCUUCAGCAGAAGUUGACUAAAAUUUAUUGAAAUGUUUGGAUACAUAUAUUUUCUUGUCUUGUGAAAGUAAUUACAUUUUACACUUUUUUUUUCAUUAUUUAUCAGUGCAUUUUAUUGUUUUGCCUAAUCUACUGGGGUUUAUGUUCUGUAUCUAUUUAUCAAUGUUUAAUAGUUUUGUUUUAAUUUAGCUGGAAAAAGUGCGGUGGCCCCUAUCACACUACUGCCUCCGCCUGCUCAGGCAGCCCCCGCAGCUGCACUCCAGCCCGGGUUUUCCUGUCCACUCUCUCCGCUCCGGUUUGCGGCCAGCAGAGGCCGUGGGUUGCGUCUGGUGGAGGGAGAGUGAGCGGGGCUGCCCCGAAUGGAUUGACAUAAGGGGGAUUUAAACGUUAACGGGUGCGCCGUGCUUCCACGCUGGACAAAAAAAAAACCGUCCGUUUUCCCCUCGAUGCCCGCCGCCUGGUCGCCUUCCGUACCAUGUCCGCGUGUCACCGCGGAGAGAGGCUCGAGCACGCCCGCAGUCUAUAUUCGCUCGAGGAGGGAAGCCAAUUCAAGGUCUCGCUGGAGCGGAGUAUUAUUAGCUGUGCAGACAGUGCAACUGUCUCUCCGUGGUGAUGCACUGUAAUUACAGCCUAGUGAUACCAUCAUAUACACCUGAAGGUCAAACAAGCAGAUUUUGAGAAUAGUAUUUCUGGCUGAGCAUCGAUAAGGCAGACACUUGGCUCCCAUGCUGGCUUUCAAAAGUCUUCUCUCCCAUACCCUCAGCCAUGCCUGCUACUACCAAAUCCAAAAAGAGAAAAACACCUGUCCGGAGGAAAACGCAGCAAAUAGGGACCAGCACCAGGGGACAAAUCUGUAAUUCUGCUAAGCAAGGAGGACGAGUCGCACAGAAAUCCAAAAAACACCCUGCAGAUUCCAAAAAGUUAACAAAGAGGACGCAGACGCUUGGCCGGACCCUUCGUAGACGAGGAUCUGAUGAUGUGUGUCCCAAUCAAGACCUCAGAAAGUCCCAGGCCAUAAAUGCAACUGUAAACACCAGACUUAGACGAUCGAGCGGUCUGCCUGAAACCAAGCUACAAGCCCCUUCAGGACGUAGGAGGUCUCUGCGGGAAACACACCUCUCUGUUACCCCCUCUCUGAAACAGAAGAGAGGACGAAAAACCAGCUCAGAGAGUGGAGCAGCACCCCAGCACCAAAACACAAAACGCCAGACCUCAAGCACCAGCAUCAACGAGUCAUCUUUUGACGAAGAAAAAGCAAAAGACAGCCACACAAAUGAAGAACUUUCAUUGCUUUGUGCUGAAGCCAAUGUUCCUGCAGGAAUCAAAGACCAGAGCCUUGGUGUCGGUGACACAAAAGAGAGCGGGGCCUCCAAGGUCCCUUCACCAGAAGGCACUGACAUGUUGGACGACAGUUUGCCGCUUGGAUGUGACAGACAUGCUGCCCACCAAGACCAAAAGACUGUCAUCAGCGACGGUGACAGCGACUCCAAGCAUGUUUCUGGGCAUCCAGUGUGUGUCGAGACGGACGAGCAGCCCACACUCUGCAGCGGAGGCAGUAAAGACUGCCCUUCUGGCACCUCAGAGUUAACGAGCUCAUCAGGGGUGCAAGACAGCAAUGGAAACGGCAAUUUAUCUUUUCCUGGAAAUGAGAGUGAUCUGCUUGCCAAUGAUCACAAGCCAGAUGGUGCUUUUUCUCUUCAAGAAGAACAGGGGAACGUGUUGGGCACAAAAGGCAAACCAAUGGACGAAAGCGUGUCAGUUCGUCAAGAAAUUGAGGAGAUAAACUAUGAGAGAGGAGGAAGUCUGCAAGAGGAGACGGCGACUGAGACACAACAGGAGACUGUGGAAGAGAUGGAGGGGACUGUUGAGAGGCUUGGUAAUUGUGAGGGUGAAGCCAAAAGGGGUGAAAUAAUUGAAAACAGGGUUUCUGGUGGUCCUACUGACUCUCAAAUCAGCCUUCCAGCACGUCAAACCCCACAUCCACUUUCCUCUAACAAUCAGCUCGCAGCACAGUCAGAUUUGCCUGCUCCUGCACUACUUUUCAGCAACCAAACUACCUCAAGUCCCACCAAAGUCCUCUGCACGUCAGAGGACUUGAGCCAGCAUAAGACAGACGUUAUACCUGUCACUGAUGGUGCUAAACUUCUAGUCCCGGGGUCAUCAGCGGUCCCUGAUACUGCCUUGACAGUGCAGACUGUUAUCGUGAAAAGAAACAUGCCGGUGAUCGUCCACAGGGACUCUCUCAAACCUAUGAGUUUUGGGGAAAACAGCUUUGGGGGAUCAUUCCAGUUCCAGAGAUCAGUGAUUCCUCAGCCUCAAGGAGAAAGAGGAACUCGCUCCACAGCUGAGACCAAAGAUCUGGACUUCCAGCAACAUGGAUUCAGCUGUCAGAAAGAGGCAUUUCCACCACCAUUUCCUCAGCCUGGUGUAGCUCCAUCCGAGCCAACAGACACCUUUGAGGCUGGAAUGCCAGAGCAGGACUUGGUACCAAAGACCUCUGCUCCUCUGGACAGUAGCUCUACCUUUUCCUGCAGCUCCGAAAGCACUCGCUCCUCUUUUUCCUUUGACACUGAAUCAGAGUCGGGGUAUGGAGAACCCACCCCAUCUACCUUGUCGGAACGAUGGGGGCAAGAGGAGGCCGGUUUGCUCUUUUCGUCGUCUCCAAAACUGAAGCGGAAGGAGAGGAAGAAGAGGAACAGGUGUGGGACUUGUGAGCCGUGCUUGAGGAAGAUUAACUGUGGCCUGUGCAGCUGCUGCCUGAAUCGCAGGACGUGUCACCAGAUCUGUAAGCUGAGGAAGUGUGUGGAGCUCAAGAGAAGAAAACCUUCAUCUUCACCCGGUUUUUCUGCUAAAGAGGUGAUUCCAGAAAGUGGGUCGGUAAAUGGCAAAAGCAAGGCACAGAUGGAGGACACCCACAUGGCAGCAGAGGAGGAUGAGGGGGAGGAAGGUCACAUACCUCAUACGCAAACCACCCUCGUCUCUCAGUCCCUCGUCCACAACCUUGCCUUGGACCUAGGUGGACGAGCAGCACUUAUUAAAAGUGAGGCCGGCCUGGAGCGGACCAGCUUUGCACUUCAUCGAUGUUUAAGCUCUUUCUCAAAUGUUCCGAAUGGUUCUGUAGAGAACCCUUUAAGAGCCAAUGGUGCUAAUCUAACCAGAGGGCCUGACCUGAAAUCUACCUGUAAAAGGACUUUAGAGCCUGAAAGAUCUACAAUAACUAAAAGAACUUCUGAAAAUGGACCCAAGACUCCUGCAGAUGACAUGUUAGCUCCACUAAAGAGGAUCAAACAGGAGGAGCCAUGGGCGUGGAUCACCGAGCAGAGCGCCCCAGUGCUGAGAGAUGACGACCACGUUUGCGAAGACCCUUUAUCUACUCUGGCGGCUGUAGUCUGUUUGUCAGUUACAGAGAGGAGAGGUCUGGAGGAAAAGCUUUUCAGCAGACGAUCUUCCAUUCUUCGUUCCAUCAAAACAGAACCCCCAGAUUUGCACUUUGUCAAAAAAGAGGAAAACUACUUAAACGAUGACUGGUGUCCGAAAAGCACUCCUUUAAACACGAAGAGGACUCCCCAUACCAUAAAAUGUGAACCCUCUCCAAGUGUGCUGUUACCAAGCGUACAGUAUUUGGCAGAAAGAAGAAAUCUUAGUUUUGAUCAAGCCGUUGCUAUAGAGGCCUUAACUCAGCUGGCAGCUAUUCCUCAAAGCGCCCAAGGUGCCAUCAAACCAGAAAAUAAUCAUGAACAUCACAUGUCUACUGCUUCCACGUGUUCAAAUUCCAAAACAAAUACCGCCCUGCAGGAAGCUAAACCAAUGUCAGCUAUUUGCUACAACAAAGUCUCGGUUAUCAGCUCACCCCUUCACCAGAUGUCGGUCAUACGCCCUCCUGUGGCCAGGCAAGGAAAUGUUAUCCAGUGCUCCCGGGGGUUGAACCCCGACACAAAGGUUCUGGUGCCGGACCGUUUAGAGAAAAUCUCCAGAGAUAGAACAGCUUUCAGAUUGGGAGAAAGAGGGAACGCUUCCCAUUCCAUCAGGUUAGACUCCAGUCAGAUGAAGUUCAGUUCGGCUCACGAUCAGUUAAGUCAGGUGGACGGUGCCAGGAGUCAAAGCAAAGUUGUGAGGAACAGUGAUGAGGAGGAAGUGGCGGCUCAACUAGCUGAUCUCGCUUUCAUCAUCCAGUCACGCCACAAUCAACAAUCAGAGAAUAACCCUCCAAAGGGAACGCCAGUGUCUGCUAUUAAAUACAACAACAACCAUAAGCUCCAGCUCCAGUCUCUCAGUCAGAAAAACCCUCUCGCAAGAAAACAAAAAUCCACGCCCUCCAAGCCCAGAAAGAGGAAAAGUGAUGGAUUACAGGAACCACACAACCGAAGGACUCCCCUCUCAAAGCGCAUGCCAAAUGGAGAGAUACCCCACAGGGGGAAAGGUCACAAGAGCCUCCAGCAAGGGAAAUCAGGCCCUCACCUCAAGAAUAACUUGUUUCUGCCUCAGGCUCAAAUUGAUCUGAAGAAAUACUUAGCGGCAGCUCAGGAGGAAAGGAGUAAUGUUCAUGGUGCAAGUCUCUUUGGGCAGCAAACUCUGAACUUAAGCACUCUAACAAAGAGCAAUCACGACAGUGGUCAAGAAAACCAUCCAUGGUCCUUCUCUAAUGGUCCACUUCACAAACACAACACAUGCAAUGGUUAUGCUGCAGGACCAGACGAUGUCUCAUCUCAGGUAGGAAAGCCCUGUGGUGGGCUGCAAAACACCAGCAUAGAAAAAACGGCUUUUCCAAGCCACUCAACGGGACACCAUAGCUGGGCUAAUGGAUUCUCACGGACUCCUCAGUCUCCUCCUCCAAGCCAACAAAGCUAUUACAAGCUGGAGAGGUCAGGACCUGUAGCUGUCCUGUCCACGGCAACUGAUGGGGUUCAGGACCACUCUGCAGAGUCCACUCCAACCAAGAACAACAUCAACAACUUUCUAGAGUCUCCAAUGAGUUAUCUGGAUACCCCUACCAAGAACCUGAUCAACACUCCUUCCAAAAAACUCGCUGAUCUUCCAUCCUGUCAGUGUGUGGACCAAAUCAUUGAAAAGGAGGAGGGCCCUUAUUACACUCAUCUUGGGGCAGGACCCAGUGUUGCUGCAGUGAGAGAAAUGAUGGAGAACAGGUAUGGUGCCAAAGGAAAUGCAAUAAGGGUUGAAGUGGUUGUUUACACGGGGAAAGAAGGCAGGAGCUCCCAGGGUUGUCCGAUAGCUAAAUGGGUGAUCAGGCGUGGCAGUGAAGAGGAGAAGCUGCUGUGUUUGGUCCGCCAGAGGCCGGGCCACUCCUGUGACAGCGCUGUGUUGGUCAUCCUCAUUUUGGCCUGGGAGGGAAUCCCUCGGCCAGUGGCGGACCACCUUUACCGGGAGCUUACAGACACCCUCUUUAAAUACGGCUCCCCGACCAGCCGUCGCUGUGCCCUCAAUGAAGAUCGCACGUGUGCCUGUCAAGGGUUGGACCCGGACACUUGCGGAGCCUCCUUUUCCUUCGGCUGCUCCUGGAGUAUGUAUUUCAAUGGCUGUAAAUUUGCUCGCAGCAAAGUGCCCCGCAAGUUUCGCCUUCAUGGAGACUUUCCAGAGCAGGAAGAAAAGAUAGAGAACAAUCUGCAGAAUCUCGCCUCAGACCUUGCACCACUCUACAAAAAACUGGCGCCACAGGCUUUCCAGAACCAGGUAGAGCAUGAGGUGGCAGGGAGUGACUGCCGGCUGGGCAGAGAGGAGGGUCGUCCUUUUUCUGGAGUCACAGCGUGUGUGGAUUUUUGUGCUCAUGCUCACAAGGACACUAGCAACAUGAACAAUGGCAGCACUGUGGUUUGCACUCUAACAAAGGAAGAUAAUCGCGCUGUGCGGAAUAUUCCAGAGGAUGAGCAGCUCCAUGUGCUGCCGCUUUAUAAGGUCUCUGAUACGGAUGAGUUUGGAAUGGUUGAGGGCCAGUGGGCCAAAAUCCAAAGUGGUGCUCUGCAGAUUCUGUCUGCUUUUCCUCGCGAGGUGCGUCUGCUGGCUGAGCCUGUGAAAUCAGCUCGGAAGAUCAGACAAGAGGCUCGUCUGAAGGCUCAAGCGGAGAAGAUGGAGAAGAAGCUCGGGCUGAGCUCUCCCAGUCCAGCCAAAGUGAAAACUGAGAUCGCCAGCAAAGACUACUACAGUGCUUACAGACCACCACCCAGACCUUCUACUGCUGAAAAGUCAACCCCAGAGAGAAGUCAAACCAGCGCUUACAGCCAAGGCACCAGCAGCUGCUCCACCUCAGGGGUUCCUCCACAAAGGGGAGUCAUCUCAUCCAACCACCACGGCCUGCCUGACCUCCAGUUUGGGCAGAAUGGUUCAGUUCUCAACUGUAGAAUAGCGGGUGACCCAAUCGACGGUCAUUGUCCUGCACCUGGUGAGCUGGGUACACCAGUAGAGCAUAUGAUUCCCACCCAGAACGACUAUCUUUUUAAAACUGAGCCCAACAAGGUGCACUGCUCUCCUCUCGACAGACUCCCCCCCAGUGGUCCCCCUCCUUCCUCCUUCUCCCCCAGACCUACCUCUGAGGGUCUCUUCAGCCGACUCAAUGGACUUCAUGGGGCAGUAGGGGAAGUCCGAGGUCAUGGUUUCCCUCCAGGUUUACCUCCCCCACAACCAACUCCCCCAACUGAAGCAGAGCUUUUGAAGCAAGAGGAAGUGUGGUCAGACAGUGAGCACAAUUUCUUGGACAGUGAUAUAGGCGGGGUCGCUGUGGCACCAUCACACGGCUCCAUCCUGAUUGAAUGUGCACGGCGAGAACUCCACGCCACCACUCCCAUCCUCAGGCCGAACCGCAGCCACCCCACCCGGAUCUCCCUGGUCUUUUACCAGCACAAGUCCCUCAAUGAGCCAGGCCACGGGAUGGCUAUGUGGGACGCAAAAAUGGCCAAACGAGAGCGGGAUCGGGAGGAAGAAGCUGAAAGAUCAAGAAUAGAGGCCGGCCUGGGCAAAGACGGGAAGGACGGCAAGGAAAGGAGAGAAGAGGACGCAGGUGAGGCGACGAGGAGGAUCAUGAAUGUCCCGACCCGUCAGGCUUGGACUCUUCCAAGGGAUGGCGUCAUCACUGUGUCUCCUUAUGCUCUCACUCAAGUGACGGGCCCUUACAACCGCUGGACCUAAUCAGCAAGUUUGAAAUCCUCACAGAGCUCCCACACCGUGUGCUUCUGCCUUACCUCACUUAACUUUAAACCGCUACUUUCAUUUUUAUGUGCUUUUCUAAAACCUGUUGACUUUGUCCUUCUGAGGACUAAAGCUUGUUUGCUUUUAACUGUGACUUUCGGUGUUGGUUUCAUUGUAAACAGAUGGUGCUUUGAAAAGUUUAAAGAUGUUUUUAAACUGGUUUUAUACACUUAAGAACAAAAAAAAAAAGAUGUGAUUAUUUAUUCUAAUCAUAAAAAUUUCUAUUUAAUUUCUGGUAUAAGCCUGUUUACUGCAAGAUUUUUAUGGUAAUCUGUACAGUGAGAGUUUACUUUUUAUUUCAGCCGAUAGUUCUCCUAUCACGAAACAUUUGGCUUUUACUUUGGUGCCAUUCUCACUGUCAUCUCUAAUUGCAUUAAGUUGUCAAAUAUUCGGCAUGUAUUUACUACAAAUUGUGACAUGUAGCAUUGUGCUUUUCCUUUUGCUGUUCCUGACUUGGUGAUUUAUGGGCGAUAUGUGCUACCUUGGUUUGUUGUGCAACAUCUGGAUCAUGUUUCUUGUUAUUCACAGAUUUUUACAGCAUAUUAAGAAGCACUUUUUACAAUUUUUUAUGAACUUGAAAAAGUAGUCCGCAAACCGGAACUAUGUAAACCUCUUUUUAAGUAACGUUUGGCGUAUCUGUUCUUUUUACAGUAUUCCUGGAUUUGUUUAAACAUCAUAAUCAUGAUAGCUUAAUCUUUACAUGCUGCAACAAAAAAGAGCUCAACACUUCCGCACUUAACUGAUUAAGCUCCUGGAAUUUGAGUUUUUCAUGGUGAACAAUAGAAAAUCAGAUACUUACUGUAAAUUUCACUUGGUGCUACAGAAGCCUUUUUUUUUUUUUUACAGAAACCGCGCUGUAUCUGAUAAAUGUCGGCCUUUUGUGCCCAAACUAUGGAAACGAACACCAAUCGAACUCUUCCCUGUGUUGCCUCAUGGCUGUUUUAUGUUGCUGAAUCACUCAGACUUCACUGAAAAGAUAACCGACCGACAAUGAAUUUGAGUGCACAGAUCACAUGAGGACUUUGUUCACAGAUACAGGGUUACAGGGUUUGAACGGGGGUUUCUGCAGACCCUCUAAAUGAAUCAGGAAUCUAAAUAAGUGAAGCUCUUCAAUUUAAGGACAAACGUUAGCACAAACCUUCACUGGCACUCAUAUUAACACUGAUGGCAGACCAGUUUCUGUACAACUUUGACACACUUAUUUGGUGCUAAUAGGAGAAUGUGUAAAGGUACAGAAGUUGACCUUUUUCAUAUAUUUAAUCACUCUGGUGGCUUGGUGCUUUUCUUUGAAAUCCCUCUUUAAUUGAGUUUAUUAUUUCUUUGGAUCUUGACACCAGACUGGGAUGUAAAGGCCAGGAUGCUUGUUAAGUGCCAGACUUAAACCACAUCUUUGUGGCACUGAUCCUGAGUUCAAGUGUCUUCCACACAUAACCCAGUCUUUUUUAGUAAUGAAAAAUAAAAAUAAAAUCCUACAUUCAAAAGAAAGGAAUGUAUCAAAUCAGUUGAUUUGCAAAGACAUGUUAAUGAGCAGCACAUCGUCAAACUGAAGUAGUGCGUGUUUCUUUCCUAUAGUUGUGGGGGACUUUGUGAAUGGAACAUUUUUAGAAGGAGUAAACAUCGAGCACCAGCAUUCAGAAAUGUAAAUAUGUAUGUGAACCACAUUGUUUUUACUGUAUUGUUAAUGGUGUUUAGACGAUGGGUGGUCUCUGUUUUUUUUUUUUUUUUUUUUUAACUCAAUUACUGUAUGUUGCUGAAAGUAUUUCCAGUUUAGACUUGAGAAGAGACACAUUUUAGCAUUCCUUUUACGGAUGGCUGAUCUCUUUCGGGAUUGUUAAAUAAAGUCAUAUUUAUAUUUUGGA
Oryzias latipes (Japanese medaka) is the source of this 9277-nucleotide messenger RNA. RefSeq names its product tet methylcytosine dioxygenase 1 (gene tet1). Gene Ontology annotation, cellular component: nucleus. Gene Ontology annotation, molecular function: DNA binding; zinc ion binding; DNA 5-methylcytosine dioxygenase activity. NCBI's taxonomy places the organism in Eukaryota, Metazoa, Chordata, Actinopteri, Beloniformes, Adrianichthyidae. Gene Ontology annotation, biological process: positive regulation of transcription by RNA polymerase II; chromosomal 5-methylcytosine DNA demethylation, oxidation pathway. The record is from RefSeq and is a predicted model, not a curated record.